AUGUAUCAGAAACCUCACCGUUCGUUUCCUACGAAAUGGCCGUUCCUCGGUAUGCUUCCAGGUCUACUCGUAGAGAUCCCUCGUGUUUACGACUAUAUAACCGAGGUUCUCGAGGCCUCAAACUUAACUUUUCCUUUCAAAGGGCCAUGUUUCGGAGGCCUUGACAUGUUGAUCACCGUUGAUCCAGCUAAUAUUCAUCACAUCAUGAGCUCAAACUUUACGAAUUACCCGAAAGGAUCCGAGUUCAAGAAGAUAUUCGAUGUUUUGGGAGAUGGGAUUUUCAACGCGGAUUCUGAUUUAUGGAAGGAUCUGAGGAAAUCAGCUCAAAGCAUGAUGAGUCAUCAGGAGUUUCAAAGGUUUACACUAAGAACAAGCAUGAGUAAGCUAGAGAAAGGACUUGUCCCACUUCUUGAUCACGUUGCUGAGAAGAAACUAGUCGUUGACUUACAAGAUGUGUUCCAAAGAUUCACGUUCGACACUACGUUUGUUUUAGCGACCGGGAUUGAUCCAGGUUGUCUCUCUGUUGAAAUGCCGGAAAUCGAGUUUGCUAAAGCUUUAGACGAAGCAGAGGAAGCAGUUUUCUUCAGGCAUGUCAAGCCGGAGAUGGUUUGGAAGAUGCAAAGGUUGAUUGGGUUUGGAGAUGAGUUGAAACUGAAAAGAGCUCACUCAACUUUCGAUCGAGUUUGCUCUAAGUGCAUAAAUACUAAGAGAGAUGAAACAACCCGUGGCAUUAUCGACAUUGACUCUUCUUCUAAAGAUUUGUUGAUGUCUUAUUUGGAUGUGGAUACCACCAAGUACAAGUUGUUGAAUCCGAGUAGAGACACCACAGGCUCCGCUCUCACUUGGUUCUUCUGGCUUCUGUCCAAGAACCCGCAAGCAGCGACCAAGAUUCGUCAAGAAAUCAAUACAAUUCUACCUCCAAGAACCGAUAAUGAUUCAUUCCAUCCCCAAGAGUUAAACAAGUUGGUGUAUUUACAUGGCGCUUUGUAUGAAGCCCUCAGGCUAUAUCCACCGGUUCCAUUUCAGCACAAGUCUCCUACAAAACCGGACGUUGUUCCCAGUGGACACAGAGUCGAUGUAAGUUCAAAGAUUGUGUUUUGUCUUUACUCAUUAGGGAGAAUGAAAUCGGUUUGGGGAGAAGAUGCAUCGGAAUUUAAACCGGAGAGAUGGAUCUCGGAGAGUGGAAGGUUGAUACAUGUGCCAUCAUUUAAGUUCUUAUCUUUCAACGCUGGUCCAAGGACUUGUUUGGGGAAAGAAGUGGCCAUGACUCAGAUGAAGUCAGUGGCUGUGAAAAUCAUACAAAACUAUGACAUGAAGGUCGUUGAGGGACACAAGAUUGAGCCAGUUCCUUCUGUUAUUCUUCACAUGAAGCAUGGUCUUAAAGUACUAGUCACUAAGAGAUUAAGGAACCAUUUGUCAGCAAUAAACCUUAUGGAUUAUUUUUUGCUAAUUGUAUCUUUCCUCAUCUUCGUCAUCUUUUCUCUAAAACAUUUGGUCGGUAUAUGGCAGAGCAAGCAUAACCUACCCCCAACUCCGGCGGGGUCAUUGCCGGUGAUUGGACACCUCCACCUCCUCAAACCGCCGCUCCACCGCACAUUACACUCUCUUUCUCAAUCCCUCGGUGGUGCUCCAAUUUUCCGUCUCCACCUUGGCAACCGUGUUGCAUUUGUCGUCUCAUCCUUCUCUCUCGCCGAAGAAUGCUUUACCAAGAACGACAUCGUUUUGGCCGAUCGACCGAAAUUCACUUUCGGGAGACUCGUUGAGUACAACUGCACCACAAUGGCCACCACGUCUUAUGGUGACCAUUGGCGGAAUCUGCGCCGUAUUGGCGCUAUCGAGAUCUUCUCGUCUCAUAGACUCGAUAGCUUCUUAUCUAUCCGUAAGGAUGAGAUCCGACACUUAGUAUCGUGUCUCUCCAAAAACUCGCUAGAUGGGUUUGCAAAGGUGGAGUUGAGAUCAUUGUUUGGGAACUUUAAUAUUAAUAACAUCCUCAGGAUGAUAGCCGGAAAACGAUUCUACGGAGAUGGAGCAGAGCAAGACGAAGACGAUGCAAAACGCGUGAGGCAGUUGCUUGACGAAGCGGUAUCAAGUGCUGGUGUAGGACACGCUUCUGACUAUGUUCCGUUCCUGCGUUGGGUUACCAGCUAUGAGAAAGGGGUCAAGAAGUUGGCGGUUAGGGUCGAUGAGUUUCUUCAAGGGCUUGUGGAUGAGAAACGUGCGCAAAAAGAAAAGGGUAACACUAUGAUUGAUCACUUGCUUUCUCUCCAAGAAACCCAACCUGAUUACUACACGGAUAUCACCGUCAAAGGACUCAUAGUUGUUAUGAUAUUCGCUGGAAAUGUAACAUUAACAAGAACAUUAGAAUGGGCGAUGCUGAAUUUGUUAAACCAUCCAGAAGUUCUAAAGAAAGCGAGGAUCGAAAUCGAUACCAAAAUUGGUUUAGACCGGUUAGUAGAUGAACCGGAUGCUAAAAAUCUUCCUUACCUCCAAUGCAUUAUAUCAGAGAUUUUUCGGCUUUACCCGGCAGCUCCGUUACUUGCUCCACAUAGGGCAACCGAUGAUUGUACAGUUGGAGGCUACGACUUCCCUCGUGGCACUACGUUGAUUGCAAACGUAUGGGCCAUUCAUCGAGACCCAAGUAUAUGGGAAGAGCCAGAAAAGUUCAAGCCGGAGCGGUUCGAGAAGAAAGGAGAAGAUCAGAAGUUGAUGCCGUUUGGGAUGGGACGACGAGCUUGUCCCGGGUCUGGGCUAGCUCAAAGGGUAGUGAGUUUGGCUCUUGGAUCGUUGAUUCAAUGUUUUGAAUGGGAGAGAGUUGGAGAAGAAUAUGUUGACAUUAGUGAAGCAACCACAAUGCGUCCAGCGACACCGUUGCUAGCCAUGUGUAGAGCUCGUCCCAUUGUCCAUACGAUUCUCACUUCUCAGUGA
Thlaspi arvense is the source of this 2925-nucleotide messenger RNA. The record is from the annotation of a GenBank genome assembly. Lineage: Eukaryota; Viridiplantae; Streptophyta; Magnoliopsida; Brassicales; Brassicaceae.